Molecule: messenger RNA, 816 nt
Organism: Rhodotorula toruloides NP11
Lineage: Eukaryota; Fungi; Basidiomycota; Microbotryomycetes; Sporidiobolales; Sporidiobolaceae
Exons: 4
Coding region: 1-816 (271 amino acids)
Source: RefSeq, a predicted model, not a curated record
AUGCCUUCUCUCAAGGCUUGCCUCGCGUCUCUCGCGCUCGUUGCGCUUGCCUUUGUCCCUAUCAACGCGUCAGUGGCCUCUCCAGUCGACCUCGUUGCACGCGGACAGCACGCUAAACGAGCCAUCAAGUCUUCCGCUGCUGUUGCUCGUCGUCGGGCUGCGGCAAAGGCGCUCAAGAAGCGUGCUCGUGCUGGCCGGACAACGAUGGGCCAUCGCACAGGUCCCAAAGGCGGCGCCGGCGGCGCAGGUCCCGUCUCACUGACCAACCCUUACUCGCCCGAUUCUCCGUUCCUCAACACCAAGGCCGCCCUCGCCGCUGCCAAGAUUCGCUGCGGUGCCAACGCCAUCUCUCGCUCGAAAGGCCCAGCUCCGCCCGCCGAUGCCAACUCGUUCUGCAUCAAUGGCUCCUGCACCUUCCGCUGCAACGCGGGCUUCGCUCCUGGCGGUGCAGAUGGCACGCAGUGUGUCCCCUCGUCAACAACCUGCGGCGCCAACACAUGCACCGUCCCUCAAUUCGGCUACGCAACGUGCAACGUCGACGGGACCUGCAACAUCGGUUGCGCGGCUGGCUACACCCGCUUUUCGCAGAACGCCGACGGGAGCGGUCCCUACGCCUGCUUCGCCGUUGGCGAUGAUCCCGCCAAUUGCGGUAUGCCUGGAAACGUCUGCCCGCCUUCGUACAACGGUAUCGGCAAGCCUGUGUGCAGGAAUGGUACAUGCCGGGUCCACUGCCCGCACGGCUACGCUCUUCGCCGGGCAAAGUCCGUCAACUCGCCCUUCUACUGCUACAAUGGACCAGCCUCAUUGAGGCCGUGA